UUCUAUACUAGUCGUUCCCCCACCAACCUUAUCCUCUUUUCCAAUGUUCCCAAGGCGCAGGUGGAGGGAGAAAAAACAGAGGAGGUGCGGCCGGCGCGGCAGCUCGCCGGCGGCGGCUGACAUGGCGACAUGCAGGGGGGCGAGCGGAAAGCGGGUCGGGGAGGCUUUGAGGAUGCGACCGUUGCUCGGGAGCUCCUCUCUCGCAGGAGCUCGGGCAUGGAGGCGCGACGUUCUCUUCUUCGUCGGCGUCCAAAUCGACGAUAGGAUGACAGAUGGCUUGCGCCACCAAGCAGGAACGCCCGCCCGACGACCUCCGGUGGCCUCGAGCGCGGGUCAAGACGGCGACCUCGAGUGUGGGUCACGGCGGCGGCCUCGAGUGUGGUGACACGGCGGUGGCCUCGAGCGCGGAAGAAGCAUGGGCUCGUUGACGGUUCGAGCGCGUCGAUUUCUCUGGCGAUUUUUCGUCCCCGUCGUGGUUCCCGUCGAUGGGCGUCCCGUAUGCCCCCUCCCUCGUUGCCUUUCUUCCCGAGGACGUCGGCAAGGUGCUUUCAGGAGGUGGGGCACGGAGGGGGAGGAGUUGCGGCGGACAUCGUCAUGGGGAGGAGGCGUACGGCGCGACCGCGCCGCCAUCGGAUUGUGCUGGAGUCUGCCACCCUGUGGAGGAGCUGUUGGUGUUGCUUCGUCCAAUCCCCACCUUCAAGUGCCGAUAUCAGUCCAGGAGUGUCCGAUAUUACUGCAAAUAUGUUGGGGACGUCGUCUCCAGCCACCUGCACAUAUUGGAACAAAGUUAAUUGGUUGUCCGAUCUUAUGGAAAGCUUCUACCAAUUUGACUUAUGGUGAUUUGUUUUCUUUGUUUAGGAUGAAUGCCCACAACACAUCUUUCAUCUGAAGGUGUAUGUUGUGUUCCUCUUGGGUGUAGUUACUUUUAUAUUAUUAUAUAAAAAUUAAGGCAAACAUCAUAUACUGAACGCGAUGAAGUAAGAUUUAUUUAGAUUUUUCAGUUGCAGUAAUUUAUGCAAAGUUCCUUCCACUAAUUAGAAUUAUAUUUCCUUUCAUGUUUAAUUACAGUAUUAGCUGCACUGUAUAUCAUUCCCAUAAGUGACCCUUGACCCUUCUUUUC
Molecule: messenger RNA, 1120 nt
Organism: Aegilops tauschii subsp. strangulata
Lineage: Eukaryota; Viridiplantae; Streptophyta; Magnoliopsida; Poales; Poaceae
Source: RefSeq, a predicted model, not a curated record